AUCAGUACAGUGAUGAGCUAGCUGACUCAACUCCACCACAACCGCAAAACGCAAAUGCAAACGCAAAAACACUCCUCUGUUUUUAGCGUUUAGCUUUCUUAAUUCUCAUUCUGAUUUGUGUGUGAACCAACGGGGAAAGGGAUUGUGAAAGUUUUAUCUUGAUGAAAGCUCAACUGCAUUCCACAUUUGCGUUUUAGCUUACUGGUACUAGUACUACUACUAGCUUUGAAUCUGCGCCUCUGUUCCUUCCAAAAGCUUCAAUUUUUUCAAGUCAAUGGCGGAGGAGAGGAAACAGCUUUUACAAUCUAAAUCCCGGUUUAAAUAACCGACACCGGAAAUUGUGAGUCCCACAAAUAAAAAAAAACCAGUUCUUUAACCGGUUCCCGACAACCGACACCGGAAAUUGUGUGCCCCGACACGUUCCAACAGUUUGCUUCGGUCCUCGUUUACCUUUUCCUUAAAAGCAAAGCACUUUCGUCAUCCUCUUUUUGUCUAUAUCCUCUAAUUUGGUUUUUGUCUCUUAACCCUUAAUUUGAGCUUAUGGAACUUCUUGGUUAGAUUUCACAAAAUCGUAUUUUUUUUUUAUGAGCGUUGAGAAAGUUUUAGUGGAUUAGAUUAUAAUAUGAGGAUUUUGCUAUUAGUAAACAGUUUAAAGAUUAACUUAAAAGGAGCUUUUUUGAUAUAUAAUAUAAUGGUCUAAUCUCAAUGAUUCUGCCUUUGAUACUAUAAUGGUUGAAAAGUCACUCUCAGAUUUGCAAUUCCGUUUCUUUCUUGAGGUGGUUGGUCUGUUUUCAUUCCAUUUAUUAUUUGUAUUUCCCAUUUUUGACUAAUCUCAAUCAUUUCUUUAAUCACAUUAUAUAUUUUAGUAGUAGUGAUCAAGAUGCUCCAUUACUUUCUUCUUUUUAUAACCCUUUGCUUUGUCUGCAACUUCCUUUUCUCUGUACACUGUGAUGCACUUACCAAUCUUGUUCUUACUUCAACGUUUUUGCAGGGUAAUGUGAUUUUAUAUUGGCUCUCUUGUUUUGUUCUCUUUUAGUGUGUUUUGCUUUCAAGAAUGCAAUAUGAAUAGUUUGGUUGCUGUGUUCUGCUGUGCUUUGUCUUUAGCCAACUAACUUUAGAGGGGAACUAAAGAUUUGCAAUGGAUCUUCAAUGAUUUGAUGUGACUGUAUAUCAAUCGGUUCUAGGUUGUUGUACACUUGGGAGUUGAGUUUACUUUGAGUAAAAGAAAUAAAUCAGACAUGAAGUUUCAGCAGCAGUUAUAAAUAAAGAUGAGAGUGGAAACCGCAUUUGUGAUUCUCUUGGUCCUCAUAGCAAUUCAACAAUGUUAUGGAGGUGCAAGCAACUAUACGUGCACUUGCUUCUCUUCAAGCAAUCAAAGUGAUAUCCUGGGAUCUAACUGUUCAACAUCAUGUAAUUGCAGACCAGCUGAUAGAAACCAAUGGGUGUGCUUGUGUCCUGCAAAUGGUUUUCCAGUAAUAGCCAUUGGUGGUGCCAAUUCUUCAUGUUUCACUUCAUGCAACUGCGCUGCUGGAGCUACCAAAUCUUGGAAAAAGCAAUAUUUAUCGAGGAAACUCGUUGUGGCUAUACUACUCUUCUGCGGUGUACUCACUUCACUAGCAUUGCUUGCCUCUAUGAUUUGCUACAUUUGUCGAAGGAACACAUUUUCUGGACAGUCACCUUCAGUUUCUUCAGAUAGAGAAUCUAGCUGGCAUAGCUCAGCCAACUUAAUAAACCGUAAAAGCUCGGUUUCACAAUCGAAAAUUAGUAUCAGCUCCUCAGUGACAGGAUGCUUCUUUCAGAAUGCUUCUUUGUUUUGUGUGAGCAGACCUGAAACAAUCCAUGGAACUAUAUUUCAGUUCUCAUACACUGAAUUAGAGCAAGCAACCAACAAAUUCUCCAGCAACAGUGUGAUAGGACAUGGAGGUAGUAGUUGUGUUUACCGCGGGCAGCUCAAAGACGGUAAAACCGCUGCGAUCAAACGUCUAAAUACCCCUAAAGGAAACGACACUGACACUCUAUUCUCAACAGAAGUUGAGUUAUUAUCAAGACUCCAUCAUUACCAUGUGGUUCCUUUAAUUGGAUACUGCUCUGAGUUUCAUGGCAAACAUGCAGAGAGGGUUCUGGUUUUUGAGUACAUGUCUUAUGGAAGUCUGAGAGAUUGCUUAGAUGGAGAGUUGGGGGAGAAAAUGACAUGGAACAUUAGAAUCUCUGUCGCUCUUGGAGCUGCAAGAGGGCUCGAGUAUCUUCACGAAGCUGCAGCGCCAAGAAUCUUACACAGAGAUGUAAAAUCUACAAAUAUUCUCCUUGAUGAGAAUUGGCAUGCAAAAAUAACAGAUCUUGGGAUGGCUAAGUGUUUGAGUAGCGACGGUUUACAAAGCGGUUCAAGCUCUCCUACCAUAGGACUACAAGGAACGUUUGGCUACUUUGCACCUGAAUAUGCAAUUGCAGGAUGUGCUUCACAGAUGUCAGACGUUUUCAGCUUUGGUGUUGUUCUACUCGAGCUUAUAACUGGAAGGAAACCGAUACAGAAACCUAGCAACAACAAAGGAGAAGAAAGCCUAGUUAUUUGGGCUGUGCCGCGUUUACAAGAUAGUAAGCGAGUGAUCGAGGAACUGCCUGAUCCGAGGCUAAAAGGGAAGUUUGCUGAAGAAGAGAUGCAGAUCAUGGCGUAUCUUGCUAAAGAGUGUCUGCUAUUGGAACCAGAAGCUAGACCAACAAUGAGAGAAGUUGUUCAGAUUCUUUCAACCAUCACACCAGAUACAACAUCCAGACGUAGAAGUUUCCCCAUUAAUUAUCUAUUCCAGAGUAACGAGACGAAGAAAGAAAGCAAAGUAGGGUGGUCAAGAGGUGGGAGCAGGAGUGGACAUGAAGAGGAAACAGUGGAUCUUACUGAGCCACGGUUUGAGUCCUUCUGCUUGCCGAAUGUGAAGCCGGUCUUGCUUGAACCAUCUGCACAUAUUUAAAACUUUGAAGUAGAUAUAGAAAAGCACAGAGCCAAAAACAACA
Molecule: messenger RNA, 3006 nt
Organism: Camelina sativa (false flax)
Lineage: Eukaryota; Viridiplantae; Streptophyta; Magnoliopsida; Brassicales; Brassicaceae
Product: receptor-like serine/threonine-protein kinase NCRK
Biological process (GO): protein phosphorylation
Molecular function (GO): ATP binding; protein kinase activity
Source: RefSeq, a predicted model, not a curated record